Messenger RNA from Closterium sp. Yama58-4, 482 nucleotides. NCBI's taxonomy places the organism in Eukaryota, Viridiplantae, Streptophyta, Zygnematophyceae, Desmidiales, Closteriaceae. The record is from the annotation of a GenBank genome assembly.
AUGUCGCAAAAGGCGUCCACUCCAGCAGAGGGGGCAGCGGACGUCGCGCCUGGCGCGCAGUCAGAGGCGCUCGCGUUCGACGCGGCGAAGAGCAUUCCGGGGCUGAAUUGCGUCCGGAAAUUGCUGACCGAGGACCCCGUUGGCGGGUGGGACAAGGCGUGGCAGGCGAGCACGACGCCGUGGGAUCUGGGCGGCGUGACGCCGGCUGUAGCGGCGCUCGUGGCGGCGCAAGAGGGGUCGCCGCUGCACCUGCCGCCCUCCAUCCGCCGCGUGCUCGUCCCCGGCUGUGGCACCGGGUACGAUGUGGAGGCAUUGGCAUCAGGUGGCAGGGAGGCGACGGGGCUUGACAUCUCUCCGGCUGCUGUGGCGCAUGCAGAGAAGCGGGUGGAGGGGGCGGGUAACAGGGCGGCGAUGACAUUUGUGUGCGCAGACUUCUUUGAGUACCGCCCCGCACAGCCCUUUGAUGCCAUCUUUGACUACAC